CGGGGAUUUGCCAACUGAAACCUUGAUGGCCUCUGUAUCAAAAGCUGCAGUUGCCCAUUGUCGAACAAUCAAAUCAGCUCAAAUCUGGCAAACCCACACGACCAAUAACUUGAUUAACGUCUACGCAAGAUGCCGAGAUAUAGUAGCUGCUCUCAAGCUGUUCGAUGAAAUGCCCCUUAGAGACACCGCUUCUUGGAACACCAUGAUUGCUGGCUACGUGAACUCUGGGAAUAUCCAGAGUGCUUGGGAUUUCUUGAAGUCCAUGAAGCAACAUGGUCUUCUGUUUGAUGGCUACACUUAUGGGAGCAUACUUAAAGGUGUUGCCACUAAUGCUUACCUUUCGUUUGGGCUACUGGUGCAUGCCGAUGUUGUUAAGAUGGGGUACGAUGAUAAUGUUUAUUGUGCAAGUGCUCUGGUAGACAUGUAUGCCAAAUGUGGCAGAAUGGAGGAUGCUAGUAAAGCGUUCCUUCAUAUGCCUGAACGCAACACCGUUUCGUGGAAUGCUUUAAUAGCAGGAUAUGCGGAGACUGGUGACUGUAUGAAUUGUUUUAAGUUGAUGGAAAGAAUGGGGAGAGAGGGUGUGCAAAUUGAUGAUGGAACAUUCUGUCCUCUUUUGACAUUGCUAGAUGAUCAGGAUUUAUACAAGCUUGCAAUGCAGCUCCAUGCAAAAAUUAUAAAAAUUGGAUUGGAUUUUGAAAACACAGUUUCUAAUGCUCUACUUAGCGCAUACUCAAACUGCGGAAGCAUCCAGAAUGCUGAAAAGGUGUUUGAUGGGGCUGACAGUUGUCGAGAUCUGAUCACUUGGAAUUCAAUGUUAGCAGCUUACAUAGAAUAUGAUAAAGAGAUGGAUGCAUAUAAACUAUUCUUGGAUAUGGGAAGGCUGGGCAUGGAGCCAGAUAUAUAUACUUUUACUAGUAUAAUAAGUGCCAGUUGUGAAAUUAAUAGAAAAUGGCAGGUAAAGUCCUUGCAUGCUUUGGUUAUCAAGAGGGGACUGGAAAAUGUAACAAGCGUAUCUAAUGCAUUAAUUUCCACGUAUCUAAAAUCCGAUGCCAGUUAUAUGGAUGAUGCAAUGAAAGUUUUUGAGUUUUUGGGUGUGAAAGAUUCUGUUUCGUGGAAUACAAUUUUAACAGGAAUGUCCCAAAAUUCUUUAAGUGAAACCUCCUUCAAGAUUUUUGAGGAAAUGAGGUCCCACAACAUAGAGAUGGAUCAAUAUACCUUUGCCGCUGUCCUUCGAUCUUGCUCAGAUUUGUCAAUAUUUCGAUUGGGUCAAGAAAUUCAUUCCUUGACACUAAAAACAGGAGUCUUUGUAUAUGAAUAUGUGACUGGUGGAUUAAUAUUCAUGUAUUCCAAGUGUGGACACAUUGAGGAUGCAUGGAAAACCUUCGAGGAAUCACCAAAGGAGAGUUCAAUCACUUGGAACUCAAUUAUGUUUGCAUAUGCGCAACAUGGAAUGGGUGAAGUUGCACUUGAUCUUUUCUCUUCAAUGAUAGAUAGAAUUGUCAGUCCAGAUCAUGUGACCUUCAUUGCUGUUCUGACCGCAUGUAGCCACAUAGGUUUGGUGGAAGAAGGUCAAAAUUUUCUGAACUCCAUGGAAUCCAAUUAUGGGAUCCCACCAAGAAUGGAGCAUUAUGCUUGUGCAGUAGAUUUACUUGGGCGGGCCGGGCAUCUUGAGAAGGCAAAGGAGCUUAUUCGAGGGAUGCCGUUCCAACCUGAUUCAAUGGUUUUGAAAACAUUACUUGGAGCUUGCCGAACAUGUGGUGACAUUGAACUAGCCACUGAGGUAGCACAUUGUUUAUUGGAAUUGGAUCCUGGAGAACACUGUAUAUAUGUUUUGCUCACUGAUUUGUUUGGAAAACUAAAGCUUUGGGAUGAAAUAGCUAGUGUAAAGAGGUUGAUGAGAGAGAAGGGAGUCAAGAAAGUUCCUGGUAGGAGUUGGAUAGAAGUCAAUAAUGAGGUGCAUGCUUUUAUUGCAAAAGACCAUUCACACCCCGACUGUAUGCAGAUAUAUGAGUUCCUGGGUAUAUUAAGUGAUGAAAUCAAAUUGUUUGAAAAUGGUUGUGACUUGUGAGGUUGCUGUGGUGCACAUUGAUAUGCUAUGCUGAAGAUUAUGAAUAAAGUCUAUCCUAUACAUCUUCAAGAGAUUUUAUAGGAAAAAGGAUGUCAGUCCUGCUGAUAUGCAUUCAUCUUUUCGUCCAGAAAAUAUUCUCCUGCACAAAGAGGGACUGACGCUGGCCUGGUUUUAUUGAAAUAAAUAUACAUUGGAUACAAGUGCGAUAUACUCAGAGGCGUGAUUGGGUUGAGGAUGUCUGCUGUGUGCAGGUCUGUUUCUACAGUGGAGCAUGCCUCAUUGAAGAUGUUCAGCAUUAUGGCAAAAAGAUAACUUACACUGUUGGAAGGGACCCACAGUACACUCGGAGUAUUGGUUCAGAAUCUCCACCUUGAAUUACUGCCCCUGUUAUU
Messenger RNA from Cuscuta epithymum, 2460 nucleotides. NCBI's taxonomy places the organism in Eukaryota, Viridiplantae, Streptophyta, Magnoliopsida, Solanales, Convolvulaceae. The record is from the annotation of a GenBank genome assembly.